AUGUCGUCGGAGUACCAAUUUCUGUUCCUUGCCAAUGCGUUUCAUCCAACGACGUCGUCUUUGUCGUCGUUUUUCUCCGCCUUAGUUUGCGCUUUCCUUUUGGUGACCGUUUUCGGUCUCUGGCUCGUUCCCGGCGGGCUGGCGUGGGCCCUCUCGAAGUCCAAAUCCCGUUUCCGUAUCCCGGGCCCACACGGCCUCCCUCUCGCCGGCCUGCUCACAGUCUUCACCGCCGCCUCGCCUCACAGAGCCCUCGCCGAGCUGGCCCGCAGGUUCAACGUGCUUCCUCUAAUGGCGUUCUCCGUGGGCUUCACUCGCUUCGUCAUCUCGAGCAAGCCCGACACGGCGAAAGAGAUUCUCAGCAGCUCCACGUUCGCCGACAGGCCAGUGAAGGAGUCGGCGUACGAGCUUCUGUUCCACCGCACGAUGGGGUUCGCGCCCUACGGGGAGUACUGGAGGAAUCUGAGGAGAAUCUCGGCGACCCAUUUGUUCAGCCCUAAGAGAAUCGGCGAUUUCGGAGGGUUCAGAAAGGAAAUAGGGCUGAAAAUGGUGGAUGAAAUAAGUCACCCCGUGGAUAAGAAAGGUGUCGUUGAGGUCAAAAAGGUGCUUCAUUUUGGGUCACUUAACAACGUUAUGAUGACGGUUUUUGGUCGAUCGUAUGGGUUUGAUGAGAAAGACAAUGACGGGUUUGAGCUUGAGGAGAUGGUGAGCGAGGGGUACGAGCUUCUCGGGAUUUUCAACUGGAGCGACCAUUUUCCUCUUCUGGGUUGGCUUGACCUCCAAGGCGUGAGGAAAAGGUGCAAAGCUUUGGUCUCAAAGGUGAACGCUUUUGUCGGAAAUAUCAUCCAAGAACACAGAGCCAUGAGAGUUAAUGGUGAUAUUGGUGAUCAUGAAGAGAAAGCUGGUGACUUUGUGGACGUUUUGCUUGAUCUAGAGAACAAAGGCGAGAAGCUUAGUGAGUCCGACAUGAUAGCCGUUCUCUGGGAGAUGAUUUUCCGAGGAACAGAUACAGUGGCGAUUCUACUAGAGUGGAUUCUGGCAAGAAUGGUUCUACACCCAGAAAUUCAAGCCAAAUCCCAAGGGGAAAUCGACUCAGUGGUUGGCCGUUCACGAGCCGUCUCAGAUUCCGACAUCCCGAAUCUUCCGUACCUCCAAGCCAUAGUGAAGGAGUCUCUCCGAGUCCACCCACCGGGUCCUUUGCUCUCGUGGGCCCGUCUCGCAAUCCACGACGUCUUCAUCGGCCACGCCUUCAUCCCCGCCGGCACCACCGCCAUGGUGAACAUGUGGUCCAUAACCCACGACGAGGCAAUCUGGCCGGAGCCGGAAAAGUUCAAACCGGAGCGCUUCACCGAAGAAGAUGAGAAUAGAGAUGUGAGUGUAUUGGGGUCUGAUCUGAGGCUGGCUCCUUUCGGAGCCGGAAGGAGGGUCUGCCCGGGAAAAGCUUUGGGUUUGGCCUCGGUUCACCUCUGGUUGGCUCAGUUGCUUCAAAGCUUUGAGUGGCUUCCUUCUGAUGCUAAUACUGGCGUGGACUUGUCUGAGCAGCUUAAGCUUUCUCUGGAAAUGAAGAAUCCUUUGCGUUGCAGGGCUGUCCCUAGGUUUGCUUCUUAG
Molecule: messenger RNA, 1605 nt
Organism: Morus notabilis
Lineage: Eukaryota; Viridiplantae; Streptophyta; Magnoliopsida; Rosales; Moraceae
Product: cytochrome P450 78A5
Exons: 2
Coding region: 1-1605 (534 amino acids)
Molecular function (GO): monooxygenase activity; oxidoreductase activity, acting on paired donors, with incorporation or reduction of molecular oxygen; iron ion binding
Source: RefSeq, a predicted model, not a curated record